CCAUUUCAACGCGUUGUCCAGAGCGAUAACUACGAAAAAACUCGAUUCGUCAACAAGCUAACCGAGCCUACAUCUUGCCACGACUGUGUACACACGAAGCCUACAGCUCAAAGCGAUCAUGGCUUGGGUGCCUGCUCAACUACCUUACCUCAAACCGCCCAACCUACUACCGGACCCUCUACCUAUUGGAUCUCGUUUCUUUGAAUCAACAGCCGUGUUUCGGGACGAUACAUCCUAUCACAGGGUGGUUGCGGUCGAGCCUCACUUCACUGUCAAAUACGGACGGGGUGUUAAGGAGAUCGAAGGCCAGGUACUUCUAUUUCUCGAGCACCACCUAGAAGCUUGCCAUGGGUUACCGAAACUGUCACGGUUCAGGAAACUCUACGCAAUGUAUCGUAUAGCAAGUACGGGCCAUGUCUGCCUGAUCAUGCAGCGCAUGCCUGGUGUGUCACUCAAUCAAUUGUGGCCUACCCUCAAGGACUUCGAAAAAUCCGAUAUUUGUACCCAAUUGAACGAAAUUGCUACAUCAAUCCGAAGUAUCCCAGCUCCUUCGCUCUACAGAAGUAUUGACCAAGGCCGGUUCCACCAUUAUCUGUGCUACAGCUCCGAUGCUGACAAAGAAAUAUGUGGUCCAUUCGACUCAAAGACAACUUCGAUGCGGCACUGCUUUAAGGCAGACUUCUAUGAGAAAAAUCUUGGAAGGACAUUAGUUGGUCAUAAGCCGGGCUUAACCGUCAGCCUAGUAGAUUGGGAGGAGGCUGGCUGGUUCCCGGCUUAUUGGGAAUACUUCACUGCCCUGCAAGGUGUACAAUGGGAUGACGACUGGUCCCAGCGUAUCGAAGAUAUUAUGGAACCUUGGGUCAGCGAAGCGGCAGUCAUGAAAAUGGUGCAUCAAGAUCUAAUAUUCUGAGCGAUAAUGUUUUCAUUUGCUGGCUCUUUGAUAUGUCUCAGCUGGCUAAGCUCAGAGCCAUCCAACGGAAUUGUGCUACAGCAAACCGAAUAUAAAAUAAACUAGUAAUACAAGACAUAAUCCAUCCAGA
This is a messenger RNA of Macroventuria anomochaeta, 1040 nucleotides long. RefSeq lists its product as uncharacterized. The record is from RefSeq and is a predicted model, not a curated record. The transcript has 5 exons. Bases 119 to 910 code for a protein of 263 amino acids. NCBI's taxonomy places the organism in Eukaryota, Fungi, Ascomycota, Dothideomycetes, Pleosporales, Didymellaceae.